Messenger RNA from Botrytis byssoidea, 1707 nucleotides. RefSeq lists its product as uncharacterized. Lineage: Eukaryota; Fungi; Ascomycota; Leotiomycetes; Helotiales; Sclerotiniaceae. Gene Ontology annotation, molecular function: monooxygenase activity; iron ion binding; heme binding. The record is from RefSeq and is a predicted model, not a curated record. The coding region runs from base 1 to 1707 and encodes 568 amino acids. The transcript has 4 exons.
AUGGUAAACCAAACAAUGUCAUCUCUUGGGAACAGCUCUGGCCUCAUUGGCGAUAUAUGGCCUCCCAAUAAGGUCAUGGCGCUUAUUGCCACGAUUCUCGCCAUCACGAUCACAGCCUGGGUAGUAAGAUUCAUUCAAUAUAGAAAAUCGUACAAGGAAUAUGCAUCUGGGAUACCUUGCCCGCCUUUCAGUACUUUACUGGGCACAUUGAAAUCCAUGGGCGAUCAAUAUGCUCACGCACCAAUGACUGCACAUCCUCAUGGUAUUAUGACCAUGAUAUACGACAAAUAUAACUUAAAGGACAUGUUUAUCCUGGACAAUUGGCCAUUCUUUCGUUGGAGACAAAUUAUUAUUUGUGAUCCGAAUCUCGCUGCACAAUGCACGCAAAACCACUCACUGCCAAAGUCAGUUGUCACUGGGCAAUAUGUUGGCCAUAUCACCGGAAAGAGAAGUAUUCUACUUACGGAAGGUUUGGAAUGGAAGAAGAACCGGGCAUUAUUCAAUCAAGGGUUUGCUCUUGCUCAUCUCACAACACUUAUGCCAAGUCUUGUCGACGAGGUAGAAAUAUUUCGCGAUGUUUUGGGCAAACUUGCCGACUCGGGAGAGGUCCAUCCAAUUGAAGAAGCAGCUGCAUUUUUGACUAUUGAUAUAAUGGGUCAUGUUGUUCUAGACAUUAGUUUGAAUUCUCAAACAAUGAAGAGUGAACUGGUCGAAUAUUUUCGAAAUUCUAUUUCCUGGACGCCAAAGAUUGUUGCGACAAAUCCAUUGGUAAAUCUAAACCCAUUAGGUCCGAUUAUGCGAAAGUAUUAUGAAUGGAAAAUGGACGGCUAUCUUAACAAAGUCUUGGAUACUCGAUUCGCAGAGAAGGAAGGGAGUGCCACGAAAAGUAAGAAAAAGCCUGUUAUUGAUACUGCUCUCGACGAAUAUAUUCUUCAACAAGAGGAAGACAAUGUCGCACUGGGUGAUCGAGGAUUGGAUCAAACUUUCAAGCAAGUAUCAAUCGAUCAAAUGAAAACGUUUCUAUUCGCUGGCCACGACACUACUUCGAGUACUAUUGCCUACACGUAUCAUCUCCUAGGUAAAAAUCCUAAAUGCUUAGCCAAAGCGCGAGAUGAAUUGGAUAGGGUAUUUGGAACGGAUACUUCGAGAACUGGAGAUUUGAUCAAAGAAAACCCGAGUAUAGUAAAUCAGUUACCAUACGUAUUUAGCUGUAUUAAGGAAACUCUUCGGAGGUAUCCACCUGCAGACACAGCGCGACAUGGAGAUGAUCUCGUGCUUGAAUAUGAAGGUCGGCAAUACCCCACUAAGGAUUUCAUGGUAAUGGUUUGUGUUCAUACCAUACAUCAUCGAGAUGAUCUCUUCCCUUCCCCCUACGAAUUCAUUCCUGAACGAUUCAUGCCUGCACCGGACAACUUUCAAGAAAUUCCAAAGAACGCUUGGCGACCAUUUGAAAGGGGAUUCCGAGAUUGUAUAGGACAAGAACUUGCUCUUCUUGAAAUGAAGAUUGUUAUGGCUAUGACUUUGAGAGAAUUCGAUAUCAAGUCCGACUACGAGACUUGGGAUCGAAAACUUGGUAGGAAAGAACCUGGUGGUAUUCUCAAUGGUACACGUGGAAUGUUCGGAGAUCGUGCUUAUCAAGAACUAAUUGCAAGUGCUAAACCAUCUGAUGGGAUGCCAGCGAGGAUCGAAAGAAGAACGCAUAAUUAA